UAAAGUAUUCAAAGAAUCACAGUUCACAACAAAACCAAAGAGUUAAAUCUCCACACCCAAAAAAAUAUCCCACCACCGUCUGCCCUCCGCAUCCACCACUCUUUCUCUCUCCAACCUUUAAAUUCUACCAGAAAUGGCGGCGGCGCUACGAGCUACGUCCUCCGCUAUAUCAAAAACAAUCACCAGCGGCAGCAGCAGAACACCACCGUUGUUUGGUGGAGCACGGUGGUCGUCUUCGUGGUGGGGCCAUGUGGAUCCGGCACCUAAAGACCCUAUCCUCGGUGUAACCGAAGCUUUCUUGGCCGAUCCUUCUCCUCACAAAGUCAAUGUCGGAGUUGGUGCUUAUCGUGAUGAUGAUGGGAAACCUGUUGUAUUGGAUUGUGUUCGAAAAGCUGAAGCCAAAAUUGCUGGUAAUUUAAACAUGGAAUAUCUCCCUAUGGGUGGCAGUAACCACAUGGUUGAGGAAACGUUGAAGCUUGCUUAUGGUGAGAACUCUGAGUUUAUCAAAGACAAGAGGAUCGCAGCAGUACAGGCCCUCUCUGGUACUGGAGCAUGUCGACUUUUUGCUGACUUCCAAAAACGUUAUCAGCCUGAAUCUGAAAUUUACAUUCCUGUCCCAACCUGGUCCAACCAUCAUAACAUUUGGAAGGAUGCAAACGUCUCACAGAAAACAUACCAUUAUUAUCACCCAGAAUCAAAGGGAUUGGAUUUUUCAGGAAUGAUGGAUGACAUUAAGAAUGCUCCAAAAGGAUCUUUCUUUUUGCUUCAUGCAUGUGCUCACAAUCCAACUGGGGUUGAUCCUACUGAGGAACAGUGGAAAGAAAUUUCACAAUUGAUGAAGGACAAAGGGCAUUUUCCAUUCUUUGACAUGGCCUAUCAAGGGUUUGCUAGUGGAUACCCAGAAAAAGAUGCAAAGGCUAUUAGGAUUUUUCUCGAAGAUGGCCAUUCACUCGGAAUUUCCCAAUCCUUUGCCAAAAAUAUGGGACUUUAUGGUCAACGAGUAGGCUGUCUUAGUGUGCUUUGUGAAGAUGAGAAACAAGCUGUGGCUGUAAAAACUCGAUUACAGCACAUUGCAAGACCUAUGUACAGUAACCCUCCUGUUCAUGGUGCCCUUCUUGUUUCCAUUAUCCUUAGUGAUCCAGAUCUGAAGAAUCUGUGGCUCAAGGAAGUUAAGGUCAUGGCAGAUCGCAUAAUUGGAAUGAGAACAGCUUUACGCGAGAAUAUUGAAAAGUUGGGGUCACCAUUAUCGUGGGAACACAUCACAAACCAGAUUGGUAUGUUCUGCUAUAGUGGAUUAACACCGGAACAGGUUGAUCGAUUGACAAGUGAAUUCCAUAUAUACUUGACCCGAAAUGGGCGAAUCAGUAUGGCUGGUGUUACAACAAAGAAUGUCGAAUAUUUGGCAAAUGCUAUCCAUGAGGUCUCCAAAUCUUCUUAAAGGGCGUUUAUGAGGAGCUGUCAUUUUUGCGCGUAGAGAAUGUUGUUACCAAUAAGAUUGCUGUAAACAUCUAAAAGUUCUGAUACCCAUUUUACUAGAUCAGGAUAAGAUAAGGCAGCCUCUGAACUUUACAGUGAACCGUUGGGUGUUCAGUAACUGAAGAUUCAACUGUUUGCUGUUUUGUUACUAGAUUUGUUCCCCUGCAAUUAUGGGGAAGAUGCAAAGAUAAUUGUUGUGUUUCGCAAAA
Spinacia oleracea (spinach) is the source of this 1685-nucleotide messenger RNA. RefSeq names its product aspartate aminotransferase, mitochondrial. Lineage: Eukaryota; Viridiplantae; Streptophyta; Magnoliopsida; Caryophyllales; Amaranthaceae. The record is from RefSeq and is a predicted model, not a curated record. Gene Ontology annotation, biological process: biosynthetic process; amino acid metabolic process. Gene Ontology annotation, molecular function: pyridoxal phosphate binding; L-aspartate:2-oxoglutarate transaminase activity. The transcript is spliced from 10 exons. Gene Ontology annotation, cellular component: mitochondrion. The coding region runs from base 134 to 1438 and encodes 434 amino acids.